Phragmites australis (common reed) is the source of this 438-nucleotide messenger RNA. RefSeq lists its product as uncharacterized. Gene Ontology annotation, molecular function: protein dimerization activity. The coding region runs from base 87 to 419 and encodes 110 amino acids. NCBI's taxonomy places the organism in Eukaryota, Viridiplantae, Streptophyta, Magnoliopsida, Poales, Poaceae. The record is from RefSeq and is a predicted model, not a curated record. The transcript is spliced from 3 exons.
ACCCAGGAAAAUUCUAUACCAUCCAAAAGGAGAAUGAUGAAUAUGUUGGGCACCUAAGGGGUUGUUUCAAUGAUGUGCUUGCACGAAUGAUGGAAGAUGAGACCAUUCGAAACAAAAUUGAAGAACAAUCCAUACUCUACGAAGAUCAACGUGGAGGCAUCUUCAAGAAUUGUAUGGCCCUCCAAACUAUGAAGUCAAAGAACGCUCUUGAUUGGUGGCGUGCGUAUGGUGGUCGAUCUAUUGACUUACAAAGAUUUGCUAAGCGUAUUGUUAGUCUUUGUGCUUCAUCAUCUGGUUGUGAGAGUAAUUGGAGCACUUUUGAAUUUAUUCAUACAAAGAAGAGAAACCGGCUAGAGCAUAAAAGGUUGAAUAAUUUGGUUUAUGUUGCCUACAACCGGAAAAUGACUAGUAGGUUCUAAAAAUGCCGUGAGGAAGCGG